This is a messenger RNA of Capronia coronata CBS 617.96, 1815 nucleotides long. RefSeq lists its product as uncharacterized. Gene Ontology annotation, biological process: regulation of DNA repair; negative regulation of transcription by RNA polymerase II; replication-born double-strand break repair via sister chromatid exchange. Gene Ontology annotation, molecular function: histone deacetylase activity, NAD-dependent; NAD+ binding. NCBI's taxonomy places the organism in Eukaryota, Fungi, Ascomycota, Eurotiomycetes, Chaetothyriales, Herpotrichiellaceae. The record is from RefSeq and is a predicted model, not a curated record. Gene Ontology annotation, cellular component: mating-type region heterochromatin. The transcript has a single exon. Bases 1 to 1815 code for a protein of 604 amino acids.
AUGAACGCCGACGACUUCUCCGACCUGUCUUCGCCGUUGAGCUCGGUUCCCAGCUCUCCUCUCAGCUCUCCUCCAAGCUCGCCCAUCUUACCUCCUGCCUGGCAAGACCUGACUCCCCCACCGUCACAGCAUGCCGGCGACGAAAUGCCACCUGCUCGCAAGCGCCGGAAAAUUGAACCCAGGGUUCGCACAACCCAGCACCUGGACCUCACGUCAGACACGGCGCAGUCGGAGUAUGAUCGAUCCGAAGCUCUAGACACCCUCCUGAAGGCUUUGCGCAACAGGAGGAAAAUCGUGGUCAUUGCAGGCGCCGGCAUCUCCGUCUCAGCUGGCAUACCAGAUUUCAGAUCAUCCGACGGACUAUUCAGGAGCUUGAGGGACGAGCACAAACUGAAAAGCUCUGGUAAAAUGCUUUUCGAUGCGUCCGUCUACAAGGAUGAUCAUUCAACUUCCAGUUUCCAUGACAUGGUGCGCAAGCUUUCCACCAUGGCUGAAAAUACCAAGCCGUCUGCUUUCCACCGCUUCCUGGCCAGACUUGCUGUCGAAGGUCGCCUAUUACGCCUCUAUACUCAGAAUGUCGACGGCCUGGAAACGUCUCUACCUCCCCUAGCAACCCAAGUACCCCUCAGCCACAAAGCGCCAUGGCCGCAAACUAUCCAAUUGCAUGGCGGGUUGGAGAAGAUGAUGUGUCAAAAGUGCAGACAUGUUUCUGAUUUCCAAGCCCAUCUCUUCAACGGACCUACCCCACCACUUUGCCCACAAUGUGUCGCGGCGGAUACCGUACGAACAACACAUGCGGGCAAGCGAAGUCACGGUGUGGGAAGGUUACGACCUAGAAUUGUUCUAUACAACGAACAUAAUCCUGACGAUGAAGCCAUUGGUGCUGUAACGAGAGCCGAUUUUCGGACAAGACCUGACGCGGUAAUCGUUGUUGGAACGAGCAUGAAAAUCCCAGCGGUACGAAGAAUCGUCCACGAAAUGUGUCAGAUUGUCAGAGACCGACGAGAAGGCACUACGAUAUGGCUCAAUAGAGACCCGGUUCCCCCUGGCAAGGACCUCGAGAACUGCUGGGACCUCAUUGUGAAGGCGGAUUCCGAUGACGUGGCGAGAUUAGCAGGCUUGAAAGAAUGGGACGAUUCCAGCCCUGAUGUGACAGAGCCCUACACCGAAACCGAUCUCGAGAAGGUCAAAUCAAGUCAAGGAGAAAUCGAGGUGGUCAUUUCCGGGUCUCCCAAGAAGGAGGAAAGACCUGCUCAACCGUUGUUACCUUCCGCUGUUCCAAACACGAUGACUCCACCGCGCAGCCAGAACGGAGGGGACGUUCCAAAGAAAUCUAGGGAGAGCCAAUCUUCGAGUGCCUCGCCUGUGCGGAUCAAGUUAUUUGUCUCGGACCGGAGCAAGGCCUCUGCACAGGUCAAGAACGCGGCCAGUUCGGGCAGGUCUCUCGCCGAUGUGCUGUGUGGAAAAGAGAACAAGGUCAAAUCUACCAAGUCCAAGACUUCUCUCAACAGGAAGCCGAAGGUCACCAAGAUCCGAGCUCGCAACAAUCCUCGAUCACAGACAUUGAUCACAGGCAAGAUCACGAAAUCAAGCGCCGUGGAGAAUACGGUAAACAAAAAGCCGCUGCCGGAACCGUUGUCGCCUCGUCGCGAUUCGAAUGAAACUCUCAUUCCUCCUCAGAAAUCGGAGUAUUCCAGUCUAGAAGGGAGCCCUGCACCAGAAACGCCGCCCUCGAUGAACGAUGAGUGGCAGAAACGGGAAACAGUGUCUCCUACAGGAAGGAUACCGUCCGACAUGGUCAAGCUACUGAACUAA